GAAUAAAAAAAAAUGAAUUUUCAUUUUAACUUUAAGUAGUGGAAGAAAGAGUAAAGUGAAGUGAGUGAGUGUGUGUAACUGUGUGAGAAAACAGACCAAAAUCCCACAUUGAUUCAACUACCGUCCCAAUGUCUUCCUUCCUCCGCCACCACCACCACUCUUUUCUUUAAUCUCCACCACAACCUCCUCCUCCGCCGCGCCGACCAUCUUUUUUUUUAAUUAAUUCUUAAAAUGGGUUGCACGGCGUCGAAGCUGGACAACGAGGACACAGUGCGGCGGUGCAAGGAGCGGCGCCACCUCAUGAAGGAAGCCGUCUUCGCCCGCCACCACCUCGCCGCCGCCCACUCCGACUACUGCCGCUCCCUCCGCAUCACCGGCUCCGCCCACGUCACCUUCGCCUCCGGAGAACCCCUCUCCGUCUCCCAACACUCCCCCGCCGUCCUCCUCCGCACCCACUCGUCCGACGACAGUGCAGGACAACUAGAAGCUUGGAGCCCGGAUUCAACCCAUUUCAAGGACAACGAUUCCGACACCGAUCGCUACACCGACAACGAAAUCGACGACAAAUCCUCCACCUUCACCUCCUACUCCAAUCCCCCAAAUCAGGGGAACAAUCCACCACAUCGGAAUCCUCUAGGCAAAGACUUCGAUGACCGGGCGUCGAAUUACUCGUCCUAUUCGCGCAAUUCCGAUAAUAAUAAUAAUAAUAACAAUCACCCGAAAAAUCACAAGAAGGGGCAGAAUUUGAAACGAUGGGAGAGCGAAGACGAGGACGAAGAGGAGGACGGAGAAACGGAGAGGGAAGAAGUGCAGUGCAGCGAAUGGGGUGACCACGAUCGCUAUAGCAGCUCGACGAGCUCCUCGGAUGAGGGCGAAACCGAGGAUUUGAAGUCGAGAUCUGAUUUCGGGCCGCGGUCGAAUUUCGGUGGGUCGAUGAAGAACGAGGCGAAUGCGGCUGCGGCUAAUGCGAAUGUGAAUCGUGAUUUCUCGAGUAAAUCGGAGAAGCUGUCUUCGGAGGACGACGGGAAGUCGUCGGUGAGCUGGGGAGAUGGUGGGAGUACUCAGAAGGAGAAUUCCGACCGCAGGAUGGUAGUGAGGCACCGCGAUUUGGCCGAGAUUGUGGCGGCGAUCAAGGAGUAUUUCGAUAAGGCCGCUUCCGCCGGAGAGCAGGUCUCCGAGAUUCUUGAAACGGGCCGGGCUCAGGUCGAUCGGAGCUUCAAGCAGUUGCGUAAAACGGUGUAUCAUUCGAGUGGAAUGUUGAGUAGCUUGAGCUCAAGCUGGACAUCGAAGCCUCCUUUGGCAGUAAAAUACCGAUUCGAGCCGAGUUCGAUCGAGCAAUCGGGUGGUAAGAGCCUCAGUUCCACUUUGGAACGGCUCCUGGCAUGGGAAAAGAAACUAUAUCAAGAAGUUAAGGCAAGAGAAGGAGUGAAAAUCGAGCACGACAGAAAGCUGUCUUCGCUUCAAAGUCAAGAGUACCGUGGAGAAGAGGAAGCCAAGGUGGACAAGACGAAGGCAUCGAUAACGAGGCUUCAGUCUCUUAUCGUGGUGACUUCUCAGGCUGUGUCGACUACCUCGUCUGCUAUUAUCGGUCUACGAGACUCUGAUCUUGUACCGCAGCUCGUCGAACUUUGUCACGGGUUCAUGUACAUGUGGAGAUCGAUGAACCAAUUCCACGAAGUCCAAAACGACAUAGUCCAACAAGUCCGAGGCCUAGUCAGCCACACCGCCACCAAGUCCGAACUAACCUCCGAUCUCCACCGCCAAGCCACCCGUGACCUUGAGUCCGCCAUCACCGCCUGGCACUCCAGCUUCUGCCGCCUCAUCAAAUUCCAACGCGGCUUCCUCCAAUCCCUCCACUCCUGGUUCAAACUAACCCUAAUCCCCAUCCAUUCCACCACCACCGAACAACAACAGCCCGUCGAAGACCGCCAGCUGUCCAACGUGUUCACCUUCUGCGACGAGUGGAAACUCGCCCUCGACAGAAUCCCAGACACAGUCGCGUCCGAAGCCAUAAAGAGCUUCAUCAACGUCGUCCACUCGAUAUCGCUAAAACAAUCCGAAGAAAUCAAGAUCAAGAAACGCGCAGAGACCGCGUCGAAGGAGCUCGAGAGGAAGGCAUCUUCUUUGAGGACCAUCGAGAAGAAGUACUACCACUCGUAUUCCAUGGUCGGGAUCGGGCUGCCAGACGGCGGCGGUUCCCACGAGGGCCAUGCUCUGGACUCGCGGGACCCGCUGGCGGAUAAGAAGGCGGAGCUCUCGAACUGCCAGAGGCGCGUGGAGGACGAAAUGGUGAAACACUCGAGGGCUGUCGAGGUUACUAGAGCCAUGACUCUGAAUAAUAUCCAGACGGGCCUGCCUGGAGUUUUUCAGGCUAUGACGAGCUUUUCGAACUUGAUGACCGAAGCUCUCGAGACUGUGUGCACGCGAUCGUACGCUAUUUAAUGUGAACUUGAAUUUUUUUUUUUUUUCUCAUUUAAGUUAGAAAUAGGAAAUUGCAUGAGGCAAAUUUUCAUUUGUUGUGGCUAUAAUUUGGGAUAUGGAAUUGGGGAAUAUUUGAAAUUUUGUACCCUUUUCAGAAUCCCCCCUUUGUUUUGGGGGGGGGGGGGGUGUGGGUGUUUGUGUACAUAAUAAAACUAUAAAAGUGCUUGUGUUGUUGUAUCUAUAAAUCUCUUAUUUUUGGUAUUUAUUUCUAAGCUGUGUAGAUUUUUUUUU
Erythranthe guttata (spotted monkey flower) is the source of this 2712-nucleotide messenger RNA. Lineage: Eukaryota; Viridiplantae; Streptophyta; Magnoliopsida; Lamiales; Phrymaceae. The record is from RefSeq and is a predicted model, not a curated record.